This is a messenger RNA of Meloidogyne enterolobii, 348 nucleotides long. NCBI's taxonomy places the organism in Eukaryota, Metazoa, Nematoda, Chromadorea, Rhabditida, Meloidogynidae. The record is from the annotation of a GenBank genome assembly.
UUUUUACAGGGAUUUGUUAGUUUUCCAAUUUAUAAAAAAAUGCGACUUUUCGCUAGUAUGCGUUCUUUUGCUUGCGCAAGUUUUCUUUGUGCUAGAUACAAAAGUCUUAGUUUUGUUAAUUUACAACAACAAAAUGAGGAACAGGCUGUAAAGUUGUCUCGAAAGAUUGUUUCAAAUGUCGAUAAAAGUGGCCUGAGUCUUCGUUUAUAUCAAUAUCAGACAUGCCCGUAUUGUUGUAAGGUCCGUGCUGUUCUUGACUACUUUGGAUUUUCUUAUGAGGUUGUGGAAGUGAACCCUGUGACUCGUUCGCAAAUUAACUUUACUGAUUAUAAAAAGGUUUGUUUUUGA